Liolophura sinensis is the source of this 1284-nucleotide messenger RNA. RefSeq lists its product as uncharacterized. Gene Ontology annotation, molecular function: protein binding. The record is from RefSeq and is a predicted model, not a curated record. The transcript has 7 exons. Bases 1 to 762 code for a protein of 253 amino acids. NCBI's taxonomy places the organism in Eukaryota, Metazoa, Mollusca, Polyplacophora, Chitonida, Chitonidae.
AUGGCCCUUUGCCAUGCACCAGUCUGUAAAUGUUGUCGUAUUGUUCAGUUUAGAAGGCCAUUAUAUUCCGAAGAAUUUAAAGGUAAUAUCUUCCACCAACAAGAAGAAAACCACUAUUUCCCGAAGAAUCUCCAGGUCAUAUCUUGCAUCAACAAAAAGGCCACCCUUGUCUGGGCGUCAGGCAUUGACGACUCCGUGCUGGAAUACUACAAACUGGAGUACAAAAACAACCGACGAGAUUGGAAGGAGAAACUAGUCAAAAAUCCCGGAAGAGUAAAACUUGUGAACACUACAUUAAACAGUCUACAGUCUGGCGUGUCAUACAAGUUCAGACUUCAGCCUGACUUAAACAUACCCUUGUCGGAAUAUGCCACGGCUGAGUGCACCAUUGAAAAAGAGAACAACAAUCCUGACACAGGUCUCAGUAAGGCGGCCAUGUUUGGUGUUGGGUUUGUAGCCGGUAUCCUCCUCCUAGCUCUCUUCGGUGUUUCCGUGAUUUGUUGGCUCCGGAGAAAGACAAAGUUAAAAUCCACCAAAGAUCACCGUGUGGAAAAUCAGCAGGCUGCAGACCAAGUCUUGAGAGUCGUUGAACAUAGUGUUCCGGAAGAAACCCCGGACGCCGUACUGCCUCCAACUGGCCAUUAUGAAGAUCUGGACACUUUCUCUCAGCCAGGUCCCCAUUACGAGGUUCUCACUGACAUGGCACCAUCUUCACAAAGAACCUCAGGAAAUACCGUUUACGAAAAUUCCUCUGCCUUAUGAAGAUUCUGUGUACUGUUUAUUAUUUGUUACUGUGAACACACUGAACGACAUUAAUGUAUGCUACUUGCUCUGUUCUCAUUGCUACUUACUUGUAUUCAUAUGAAAUCACUGUAAACUGUUGGUAAAUACAAAAUGAGGUACCAUUGGUAUUAUUUACUCGUCUAAACUACAGUGCCCGAUGUUUAUUUGUUCGUGUGAGGACACAACGCUAGAAGUUUAUUUGCUCAUGCAAAGACAGUGUUAGAAAUUGAUUCCUCAGUGUGACGACUCGGUGUUAGAAGUUAAUUCCCCCAUGUGAGGACAAAAUACCCGAUGUUUAUUUGCUCAUGUGAGAACACAGUGGUAGAUGUUUUUUUGCUCAUGUAUGGACGCAGUGUUAGAUGUUCAUUUGCUCAUGUGAAGACACAGUGUUAGAUGUGUAUUUGCUCUUGAGAAAACACAGUGUUAGAUGUUUAUUUGCUCAUGUGAAGACACAGUGUUAGAUGUGUAUUUGCUCUUGUGAAGACACAGUGUUAGAUGUUU